This is a messenger RNA of Tyto alba (common barn owl), 5861 nucleotides long. Its product is annotated as G protein-activated inward rectifier potassium channel 1-like. The transcript is spliced from 5 exons. Gene Ontology annotation, molecular function: G-protein activated inward rectifier potassium channel activity; structural constituent of ribosome. The coding region runs from base 870 to 2306 and encodes 478 amino acids. Gene Ontology annotation, biological process: regulation of monoatomic ion transmembrane transport; potassium ion import across plasma membrane; translation. The record is from RefSeq and is a predicted model, not a curated record. Lineage: Eukaryota; Metazoa; Chordata; Aves; Strigiformes; Tytonidae. Gene Ontology annotation, cellular component: ribosome; plasma membrane.
GGGGGCGCCGGACGGAUCUGGAUAACCUAGCCCGGCUCUGCGCUAGCCGGACGCCAGGACCCCUUUUAUGAAGUCGCCCUUGGGAAGUCAGCGAUGAUGGUGUGGCUUUCUGGAUUUUUUUAUAGGGGGAUUCAUCCCAAGAAGGGGGGCCGUGGCCUUGGAACGUGCACAGAACUACUUGGGGGCAGGUCGUGAUGGUUGAUGUUUGAUGACCAGGCCUCAAGGGAUCAGAAGCUCACAGGCUGAUCUCAUGGGACACUGGGCAGGCUAUGCACAAGAAGCAAUCCAGUCUUUCAAGUGCUGCCCGUAGCACCGCCUCUCAGCAGAUGACUCCGUGUCGCUUCCAUUAUUGUUCGAAUCUCCGGCAGCCUGAACUCCGCUACCAGGACGUUACGGUGAAACGACAUUUGUAAAGUAAGCGUUCGCCUUCGCCCGAGGGUCUCUGAGCGCGGAACGAGGCGCUGACUGCAAACGGCUUGGAGCAAGAAGACGUCGGCGACCCGUCGCCCGGCCCGCGGCCGGCCCUGCUCGCUCUGCUUCCUUCGGGGUCCGCCGCCCCGACCGCCCGACCGCGCGGGGCUCAGCGAGCCGGCUCCGGCUCUGCCCCCGCCCCCGCCCCGCGGUCCAGCUCCGCCGCCGGCUGCGCGGCGCCGCCGGCGCGUUCUCGGUCUCGUCUGACGGCUCUACCCGACCUUCCCCCGCGCUGCCGGCGAGCGGGGAGCGCUGGCGGCGGCUGACUCCCGGGUGCGCCUCGCUCCCCGGGGGCCGGUGCCGCGCUGGGCGGCUGCCGCGCGCCGACAGCGAGGUGCUGCCGCCCCGCCCCGCCGCGUCCUUCACUGUGCCCGCAGAGGGCCUCGGCAACCGGGAGCAUGUCUGCUGUGCGCAGGAAGCUUGGGGAUGAGUACCAGGCGGUGGGCCCAGCUCGCGGUGGCACCCGCAGAGAGCGGCAGCGCUUUGUGGACAAAAACGGGCGCUGCAAUGUGCAACACGGGAACCUGGGUGGUGAGAGCAGCCGCUACCUCUCUGACCUCUUCACCACGCUGGUGGACCUCAAGUGGCGCUGGAACCUGCUCAUCUUCUUGCUGACCUACACAGUCGCCUGGCUGGUCAUGGCCUCGAUGUGGUGGGGCAUUGCCUACCUGCGAGGCGACCUGCACCGGGCGCAUGAUGACACCUACAGUCCAUGUGUGGCCAAUGUGUACAACUUUCCCUCCGCCUUCCUCUUCUUCAUAGAGACCGAGGCCACCAUCGGAUAUGGGCACCGCUACAUUACCGAGCGCUGCCCUGAGGGCAUUGUGCUCUUCCUCUUCCAGUCGCUGCUGGGCUCCGUCGUCGAUGCGUUUCUCAUUGGCUGCAUGUUCAUCAAGAUGUCCCAGCCCAAGAAGCGAGCUGAGACCCUCAUGUUCAGCCAUGCCGCAGUCGUCUCGCAGCGGGAUGGCAAGCUCUGCCUUAUGUUCCGUGUUGGCAACCUCCGCAACAGCCACAUGGUGUCUGCUCAGAUCCGCUGCAAGCUGAUCAAGUCCCGACAGACACCGGAGGGAGAAUUUCUGCCGCUAGACCAGUGCGAACUGGAUGUUGGAUUUGGAACUGGAGCUGACCAGCUGUUUUUAGUUUCCCCAUUAACCAUCUGUCAUGAAAUUAACUCGAAGAGCCCCUUUUUUUGUCUCUCACAAAGAUCACUAAGAAGUGAGCAAUUUGAAAUCGUUGUCAUCCUAGAAGGAAUCGUUGAGACUACUGGAAUGACGUGUCAAGCUAGGACUUCAUAUACAGAAGAUGAAGUUCUUUGGGGUCACAGAUUCCUCCCGGUAAUGUCCCUAGAAGAUGGCUUUUUCCGUGUUGAUUAUUCUCAGUUUCAUGCUACCUUUGAAGUCCCCACUCCUCCUUACAGUGUUAAAGAGCAAGAAGAAAACCCGUCCCUAUCAUCUCCUUUGAAUAGUCCUGGCGAUAAUAGCAAAACCAGAAGAGAACAGGUUUGUUCACUUGACUGCAUUGAUACUGCAGGAGAGCAAAACAAGCUCCCUUUUAAACUUCAGAAGAUUAGCUCGAGAAAGGAAGACCUUCCAAGAAGAGCCCUGAGAAUGAGUUCCAGUAACACAGAGAAGACUCGCAGUACUGGAGAUCUCUUGAAAAUUCAAGAAAUACGACCCAUCUCUAACAGUGAAGACAGUGAUGAUAGGAUACAGCUGAAAGCCUUAAAAAUAAAUGCCGAGGCUUUGACUCAGUCUACCGGCAAUCUACAGAAGAACCCUCAAAGUAUGUGCACUCUAGAGCUGAAAUUAGAAGAUAAUUUCUCUGCCAAACUUUGAAAAAUGAAAUCUGAUUGCCUCUCUUAAGAGCAGAAGCAAAAGGAGUAGUUGCUGAUAAACUGCAUUCGAGACUGCUGACCUGAAAGAGUCUUACAGUAAGUCUUACGGUAAAGUCAUAAUUUGGUUUUGCCAUUUUGAGGAAGAACGAUCCUUUUUGUAUAAUUGUUCUGUACAGAUCCAACUUGGGUACCAUAAUAGGACUUUGAGGGGCAGUAAGGUUAGACUGUUGUGCCAAAGAGAUCGCUGCCCUAACGAUGUUUAUCGGCAUACUCGUUGCAAAUCUACAUUGUCUUCCAUGUAUGGAUAUGCUUUUUCACAAAGCAGGGACCAGAUCCUUAGUUGAAGAGUGAAAUGUUAAUAGAUCAAGGCAAAAGUGGUGUAAAACCAGCUGAAACACCAUUCUGUGUAGCUCAGAUCUUGCACUGUUCCUGAUAUAUAGAACAGCAGAACACAGGAAGGAUCUGUGAUGCUGCUUGGUCGUAGUCCAGUUCUCUCUCAGUGAGCCUGGUGGAAAGUGGCCUUCAUGUGCAGCCUAGUGGCAUGCAUCAUUUUUCCUCAGUGAUUGCGGAAUGCCAGCUCCUUAGCCCCAAAAUCUUGUUCAUUGUCAUUUGGGUAAAGGAAGCGGUUUGUUAUAGCCAUUUGUGUCGUUUGAUUCGCACGAGCUCUCGGAAACAUCAGGAUCAUUUAUCCUGUCCAAAAUUGGACCCCAGCAUUCGAUAGAGUGGAUCACAUGUUGAAUUUUAGCGACCGUAUCACCGCUUGCCAUGAAGAGAACUCGAGGUCGGUAGCUCAACGUAAUGGUAUGUCUCGUACCUCAUAGUUACAAAAUUUUAGUUUGGAGACUCCUUGUAAAUAAAUAAAAGCAAAGCACUAGAUAGUGCUCAGUCAAUACAGGAACGGACAACAGUAUGUACACAUCUCAGAGUUUUACUAAUGAAUGGUAGGGUCUUUGAUGUUGCCUUUUUGUUGUUGUUGUCGUUGUUGUUACAUUUGCCUUCUCCUUUUAUGUAUGGUUCUCAAUAAUUCUAUAGAUUUGACAUUUACAAUAGUAUGCAAUUUAUUGCAGGGUAGAACUCUGUUUUAACAUAAAUAUAUUAAGAUACUGAAAGAAAAGGUAGCACAGGUCUGUAGCAUGUUAAGUGUGCAGCUGAGAGGGCUUUCAUGUUUUUGAGCAUAAUGAAGCAUUCCUCAAACUGCUUCUGCUAAUAAUGGUGAUUCAGUUGUUGAAUGAAUAUUUUAGAAGAUCAUCCCUGAAAUGUGGCAACCUUACCUGUAGAAGUGACCCAAAAGAUGGUGAAUAUUUACACAGAGGUGUUUGUCUUUUGGUAUUCAGUAUCUCUUUAAAGUGUUAUACAGCUUUUUUUAAGUGACUGGCCUUGAACAAGAGGGAAGUACGCUUUUCUGUUUUUAAAACAAAUCUUGCAUAACGGAAGCUACUGUUUGCCUUAUUGAUCACUGGGAAAUGGUGAGAGCUAGACUUUGACUUUCAUAGAUUUCCUGGGGUUCUACACUUCAGAAUAAUUUGAUUGCUCUUCAGCUAUUCUGCUGUCCAUCUCAAUCUGUGAAAGAGAUCUUUUUUUUCCGGUUGGUGGUAAGCAAGCAUAAUCAGAACUUGCUAUUUUGUAAAAUGCAGCGUUUGGUAGCUCAGCGGAUAGGAUGCUUAUCACUAGCAGAGCACUCCUGUUAUUGUGGACAGAAUUCAGUCAAAUUUAAAAGGGGUUGCUGUGGCCAUAUCAAUUGGAAACGCAUGCCUCGACGGCUAGAAAAGAGAGGUAGAGUGAUAUAUCCAAGCCAGGGAUGGCUCUGCUUGCAUAAAUCACUACUUCUUGCUUUUGAUCUCCUGCCUACAGUGUGAGACUGGAAAAUGGUAUUUUUCACAGGGGUGGGAUUUGCUUGUUGUUGUUCAUGUUUGUUUUCAACACAAAUUUCAACUUUACAUAUGUGCUGAAAUCUGUAUUUUCAUUUAUUAAAUGUGUUAGUAUGGUAUAUUUAGAUGGCAGCGUGAAGUGUUGAUGGAUGAUGACUCUCCCCACUCAUCAGAAUAGUCAAAAUUAGUAUAAAAUACAAUUACAUCCACCUUGAGUCUCAAGCAUUCUUGCGAGUCAGUCAGCUCAGAGUGCAUUUCUAAUAGACACAGAAACAAUGAGUGAAAGUACUCUUUAUCUGCAAUUCCAGAUAGUUAUGUGAAAGGCUGUUCUGCACAUGUUAUGCAAUUGUCAGAUAUGUAAGGCAGUAGUAUUGUGCUGUGCAUUCUGGAGGAUGGUCCUAAGCUAUUUUCAGUUUUCCCAGUUCUGGGCUGCUCCUAUAGCUGCAGAGUAGAUUUAGUUGUGACCUCCCGAGACUUUCCUGUAGACUGGUCUCAGUGUUAAGCAGAAUCUUCACGCUCUAAAUGUAUAAUGUGGGAGCUUGCAAGCCAUAUGGUGGUUUUCUGCGAUGCCUGCUGUGACAAAAAUAAUUGUCAAAGUACUUCUGGGAACCCUACGGUGACUCUGUUCCUACUGUGUGAAGCAGAAAGAUGUGAGACUGAGGGCUCCAGUGCACAUCUCUCCUAACACUAUUACUGUUACUCUUACUCCUCGAGGAGUGUAUUUGCUCUGAAAGAGAGUGAGGAUGAAGGAGUUGGAAAGCAAACUCUUACAAGCAAAAUGACACAACAGGGUGCCCAGAAAUACAGGAGAGCAAGGAGGAAGAAUGUAGCCAGCUUUAUGUGGCCCCAGGAGGAUGCCGAGGGGGCCCCAGCAACUGCAGAGCUUCGUGUGACCGAGGGGUUGCUGGUACCACCACCAGGAAGCCAGGUCAUGGGGUGGGACGGGCCCUGAACUGGAAACUGGGUGGGAGAGAACUAUCCCCCAGCUCUAGGAUCACGCAGGAUGAAAAGAGCAGGAGCAGGGAGCAGUGCGUGUCCUUGCUUUCUCAGCGGGUGUCCCAGCUCUGAGCCUGCUCUGUGGCUACAAAUGUGACCCUGUAGCCGGGGGCUCCGGUGGAACAUGCCUCGCCAGCAUAGCAAGCAUCAGGGGGAUGCUUACCUCUGCGGGGGUGGCUGUGUGUUGGGGCCACCCGCCAGCUGCCAGCUGACGUUCAGUGCAGGGCAAUGCAGGCGGUCAAGAUCACCACAAAAACUUUCCCCUGUGCCACCCAGCGUUCGGUUCUGUGCUCUAAUCUGAGGUCUCAGUAAGACACUGUACAAGCAUGACGCACUGUGCCAGAUCAGUGAGGUGGCAGGGAGCCAAGAAGUGUGAAAUACACUUUCAGGCUCAGAGCAUGAGACAGAAGCACGGACAGGUGUCACCAGUGGUUUUCCUCUCAAAUACCAGAAGUGAAUUCCAUGCCUGAAGAAAAAGCUCAACGGAAGCUGACAGCUGCAUGCUGACUUGCCACAUCGACAGCAAUGGCAGGAGCUGACCCUUCCUCUCCGGAGUGAUGAACACCAGUCCAGGAGCAACUGUUCAGGUUUCACAGGAGGGGAAAGUAUAAUGGCACAAAGCCCUGUGGAAGUCUCAAUCCCAGGUGUUGUUUAUGUGUAAUAAUUAAUAAAUGAUUGGUUUACUCUUUGUA